UUCUUAUCAUCGUUGUGUCAUUAUCAAAAAAAAAAAAAACACCAAAACAUUGGCCUGUGGACAAGUGCCCCCUCAUAACGGCAAUGCUAAACGCCAAAAUACAAUUUUUCAAUAGGCACAGCUGCAGCAGCUGUCAGUAGUAGUUGAAUUCAUUGUCCUUUUUUGGAAGUACCUCGUGUACAAAGCAGCAACAAUCAAAAAGACGUUCAAAAUCGCGGUCAAAGUUUUUACCAGCAGCUACUCUGUCUGCUUUUGUAUCCAUCGUCCUGCAAUAUUCAAGCGCAUUUAUGCUUAUAAGCAGCUCUGCAAAUAGCACAUGCCUUUUAAAAUGACAAAUCCAAACAAACAUAUUUGCAAAUUACAAGAAUUUUCUGCACACAAUGCAAACGUUACUUGUUUGGCUCUUGGUCAAAAGAGCGGCUUAGUAUUAGCUACAGGUGGUGCAGAUAAUAAAGUAAACUUGUGGAAAGUCGAUAGUGAAACUUGUUUUAUGAGCUUAUCUGGUCAUGUAACUCCAAUUGAAUGUGUACAGUUUGAUCCUUCUGAAUAUCUAGUGGGUGCUGGUAGCCAAACAGGUGGUUUAAAAGUAUGGGACUUAACUAAAGGAAAAAAGGUUAAGACAUUUAGUGGACAUAAGUCAGCUGUUACAAAAUUAGAUUUUUUUCCUUUUGCUUCAUCUUCAUAUUUUGUAACAGGUUCAAAAGAUACCAAUGUUAAGUUAUGGGAUUAUCGAUAUUCACAUUGCAUAGGGAUGUACAAAGGCCAUGAAGUAUCUAUAUCUAGUUUGAAGUAUAGUCCAGAUGGUUUAUGGAUCGCCUCUGGUGAUGAAGAUGGAUGUGUUAAGAUAUGGGAUUUGAGAGUUGGACGCAUGAUACAUGUUUUUGAUAAACUACAUAAUGGAACAGUAACAUCAAUUCAAUUUCAUCCAUUAGUGUUUUUACUAGCUAGUAGUGGUACAGACAAUAAAAUUAAUAUAUUAGAUUUGGAGCGAUUUAGUAUUAUAUCUCAAAUAGAUACAGAAAAAUCAAUAAUUAGAUGUUUGCAAUUUAAUGAUAAAGGAGAUGUUCUAUAUGGAGGUGGUGAUGAUUACCUUGGUGUGUAUGGUGUAGAACCAACCAGAGUAUGUGAUUCGGUGGUUGUAAAAUGGGGAAAUAUGAACGAGUUAGUAGUAAAAGAUAAUCGAAUUGUUGGUGCUUCACAUUUAUCAACAGACGUUUCAACAUGGUUAAUUAAUUUACCAGAAGAAUAUCCUUUUAAGAAUCAAUUUUCACCAUCUGAUAAUUCAUCAAAGACUAAUACUAUGUUUACAAGAGAUACUGGUGUUCGAAAAAGUUUUAAUAAACAAAAAUCACGAGAAAUGAUUAAACCCAAAACUAAUAUGAAAUUAAUUGAUGAAAGCGAAACUGAUAUUGAUGACGAAAAUCAAACUGUAAUUAAUAAUGUUCAUGAUUAUCAUUCAGUGUUUAAGCCAAAUAGAACUUCGUUUAAACCAAGUAGAAUAUUAAAUAGGAGUCCACCUCCAUUUUCACCUUUAUCCGAAGAUGAUUAUCCCAAUAAUAUAUUUAUUCCUGAAGUAAAUAGAAAUCAAUCUACUUCUACAAAAUCAGAGGAAAAAAAACAUAGUACUGACAUUUCUCAAGGAUUAAUGCAAAGCAGUUAUUCAGAAGCUGAAACUUCAUCAUUGGAUUCUACUCCUUGUGAUUCAUUGCAGUUACCUCAGUUUGAGAAUUCUAGUGAUUACCAUACUCCCGAUUUACCAACUCCUUCAUCAAAACCUGAUAGUGUUGAGGCGUCUGAAAAAAGACACAAUCCUUACAUAACCUCAUCAGUUUCAAUGCGGAGUGUAUCUUCUAAUGUAAUCAAUGAAAGUUUAUCCAAACGUCCAUCUUCUUUACCAGUCUUUAGACAAAAUGAUCAUUUUGCUUAUGGAAAUAAGUAUACAUCACCUCAAUCUCAAAGAAAAAUAAUUCCAGAUGAAAUUCCAUCAUUAGCUCAUCAUAAACGACUGUUGGCUGAUGAUUUCUUGAUUACACCAGAACAUAAAAAGACUGAUAUCAUGGCUAAGAAAUUUGAGCUUCCCUUAGAUGAUUUUGGGGAAUUAAAAAAUGUUUGUACAAAUAGUUUAAAUAAUAUCAUUUAUGAUGAAGAAGACAUUGUGGAAGUUCUUUAUAAAAAUCAUAAGUCCACUAUGGAUGUGCUCAAAGAAAGACAACGUCAUCUUAAUAUUAUACAGACAUUAUGGACUAAUAAAAAUUUUAAGUGUGCUGUAAAUUCUGCAGUUUCCAUGAAUGAUGAUGCUGUCAUAUCAGAUCUCAUUUCUAUUAUUACACAACGCCCAAAUCUUUGGUGUUUAGAUGUUUGCAGCAUGCUUCUUCCUUCUAUAUCUGAUUUGAUUCAAAGUGACAAUGAGGUAUUUAUAAAUGUAAGUUUCAAAGCUAUAAGAGAUAUACUGCAGUAUUUUAUGCCAGUCAUUAAGAAUAGUAUACUAAGACCGCCUUCUGCUAUAGGUGUUGAUAUUAUGCAAGAGGAAAGAUAUAACAAAUGUCGCAAGUGUCAAAACAUACUCAUGGACAUUAGGUCAUUUGUGCUGAAGAGGCAAACGGCCCAGGGUAACUUGGGAAAUGUGUUUAGGCAGUUACAUAUGCUCUUGCAAACAAUAGACAUCUAAAUGGCAGAGUGAGGACUUUUAGGUUUCUUACUCAGCUGAAAAGACGGCCACUGACCACAAUACACUAAACAAGUGGCAAAUCUCGUUACUGCGCGUCAAUGACACAUUAUUAUUAUUAAUUUUUUAUUAUUUUUAAGCCUUGUCAAACUGUUGUCAAUGUGUAGUUUUUUUUGUAUAAUUUGUUAAUUUUUUUUUAACUUUAAUUUUUAAACGUUUUUUAUAUUUCUUUUCCGAUCAUAAUAAUUUUGUAAAACUAACACCCCGCCAUACUUUUAAGCUUUUUGUACCCAUUCAACUUUUGUCCUUACCAGCUUUUAAAAGGAGUUCAGAACCAUAUACAUAUUAUAAAUUUCCAAACCAACAUGAUACAGCCUGUGCACAUAAUAAUAACAAUAAUAUGCUCUUUCUAUUUUAACAGCACUGUUUCGUCACAUAAUAAUAUAUCAAUCCAAUUCUGUGGACAACGUAUGUGUGUAAAAUAUUCUUCUAAAUUGGCUUUCUUUCUUUUUUAUUUCUUACCUUUUCUGAAAAGGUC
This is a messenger RNA of Myzus persicae (green peach aphid), 3203 nucleotides long. It is a transcript of the gene kat80, whose product is annotated as katanin p80 WD40 repeat-containing subunit B1. The record is from RefSeq and is a predicted model, not a curated record. Bases 317 to 2668 code for a protein of 783 amino acids. Gene Ontology annotation, biological process: microtubule severing; microtubule depolymerization. Lineage: Eukaryota; Metazoa; Arthropoda; Insecta; Hemiptera; Aphididae. The transcript is spliced from 20 exons. Gene Ontology annotation, cellular component: katanin complex. Gene Ontology annotation, molecular function: microtubule binding.